AAUUGUCAAAGUGAUUAGUGUUGUCAAAAGAUCAGUGAAAAAACCUUUAAACAUGUCUCAAAACUCAACCCACCUCUUCUACAAAUCGUUUUUCAACAUCGUAGUGUGCGCCGGAGGCGAAGACAAUAAAAAGGAGUUAUGUUGCCCUGCCAAGGCUCCUAUGAUUAUACCGUUGGACAAAUGCACGGCGAAGAAAAACAAAUGCCCGCAACCGCCGGAAGUAGCCACCUAUCCAGACAUACCCAGAAUGCCCAAUUGCGCCAACUGUGAUGAUUUACAAUGUCUUCCUGAAGAACCUGUAUGUUCUGUACCAGACGAAAUUCCAUAUUGCGAUGCUACCUGCUCUCAACUACCAUGUAUACCCAUCCAGAAAGCUCCAGAUACAAAAUGUCCACCGAAAAAAGAAAAAUGCGAAAAACCAUGCGAAGACGUUAAAAAGAAAGAUAAAUGUGGAACACAGCGAAAAGGAUUUUCACUAUUUGGUAGAUGAUGCAAGUUUAAAUGAUUUAUUUUGCAGUAACAUUGAUGAUAAUACGGUGGUUAUCUAUUCUUUUUAAAUAAUACAAUCGCUUGGCAA
Molecule: messenger RNA, 577 nt
Organism: Brassicogethes aeneus
Lineage: Eukaryota; Metazoa; Arthropoda; Insecta; Coleoptera; Nitidulidae
Source: the annotation of a GenBank genome assembly